AUGAACGCGCCCCCUGCCCGUAGAAGGUGAGAGAGUAUCUGGAAGAGACGACUCGAGUACGCGACUGCAGGGAUCGAUCGGAUUAAACUCGAAUUGAGUGAAAUUAACACAAAGGAGAAAAACCGAGUCGGUGAAGACGGGAUACCGACACGCCGAACAUGAUAAAAUAACUUGAAUUUCGUCAUUUAUUAACGGACCAGAAAGGAUUGUACUGGAGAUACUAACGGGAGUUAAUUUGAGAAAACCUGAAUUGACCAAGCUUGUUGGGUCCUGUAACCUGUCUUUGCCUGACUCUGCAUUCUCGUUUUCUGGGAGAAUUAGGGAAAUAUGGAGUGACAUGCUGAAGAUCAUUUAGCGGAUUAGGCUUUGAGGACAUCCACCUCUGUGUGAGCGCAGGUUCCCUGGAGCCUCAUUCCCUCCAGCAGCAAUGGCUGACCCGGGGAUGUUGAGCCUGUUCGGGGAUGAUGCCAACCUGUUCUCGGACGGGCUGGAGGGCCUGGGGGACUGUGGCUUCCCCCAGGGCCAGCCCAACCCCGUAGGACAGCAGGAGCACCAGGACUACGGGUCGCUCUCCUCCAACUCACUACACCACCCCUCGCAGGCCGUCCCCGGAAAGCCCAAGAUGGGUCACCCCUACGACCCCUUUGCAGGCUACGAGCAGCAGCAGGACAACGGCCCCGCCGUCAACAGCAUGGUGACCCCGCACUCACGCUACCACAACAGCCCCCAACAACCCGGAGGGGGGCACCAUGUCUACCCCAGAGCCCAAGGCGAUGGGCACGGGCAGUCCUUCCCUGACGGAGGAGCCGCGUGGGGCCCCCAGACUGGCCCCGGGCAGGGCAGGCCUCCAUUCCAGCAGCAACAGGCAUCCGCCCAGGCCCCAUCCCACCAGCAGCACGGCCCCUCUGGGCCCCAGGCCCCAUCCCACCAGCAGCACGACCCCUCAGGGCCCCAGGACCACGGCCACCGUAUGGGCCCCUACAUGGGCCGGUCCGACUACGCCACUAUGCAGGGCCACCCUGGCCAGACCCAGACGCCACCCAGGAUCAACCACUUCCCUCCGGGCAUGGGCCAGGAGCCCAACCACUACAUGGGCCACGUGGGGCUCCAGCAGAACUCCAGCAUGACGGGCCACCCGGCACAGCAACAGCAGUUUCUUCACCAGCCCGGCCAGGGCCCUGUUCACACCCAGGACCGCAUGGCCUCCCACACCUCUCACCAGCAGCACCAGGGCUUGGCCGGGAGGCCACACCAGAACAUGGGGUUCAACAUGCACGGCCAGGCAGCCUCUCCUGGUGCUGUAACCAGCUCAGGGCCGUACCCCCCCUACCCCCAGUACAGCAACCAUAAUCAGGGAUUAGCCGGCAGUGCAGGGAUGAGUCCCGGCAUGAGCCUCAGCAGCACCAGUAACAACAACAGUAGCGCCAGCGGGCCAAUGGGGCCAGCACAAGUCCAGUGUUACCCCAACGCAGGGGGGGCCCCACAGCGCUACCCGGGUCCUCAGGUACACCAGCAGCCUGUCCACCCCAACCAAAUCACCAGCCAGCCCAUGCACCCCUCCCAGGCCCAGGCCACCCCCCAUAAGCAGCCCCACCUCCCCACACCACCUCAUGGAUCUUACGGCUCUCCCACCUCCAUGUCCCCCAUGAAGGGCAUGGGAACCACCGCGGUCACACCUCCGCCUCAACAGGUCCGACCCCCUAGUGCAGGUCUUGCUCCCGAGGUAGGGUUGUACCCUGGAGUGCCACUCCAGGCCCCUAACCCCAUGGCCCCUCAGAGAAACACCACUCCCCUGGGCGUGCAGCAACCGCAACAUCAUCCCCAGCACCUCUCCCACCCACAGCAGCACCCCCACAUGCCCCCGAGCCAGCAGCUCUACCCGGGUAUGUCCCCCAACCAGAGAGGCCCUCUCGACCAGGUGAGACCUCCAGGUCCUAUGGCCCACGGUGAGCCUCCAGGACCACAGGACCAGCGGCUGCUCCCUCCCCAGCAACAGGCUCCCAAAUCUGGGCUGCAGCCUCCUCCCGUGGCCUUCCAGCAGCAGGUGCACCCAGCCCAGACCGCUUUGCCCUCGUCACAGGCUCAGACACAUCUGGCCGGCCCCCACCACCAGAGCUCCCCGCCCAACCAGCCACCUUGGGCGCCGGCAGGACACCAGUCGCCUCCAACCCCCCAGAAAGUGCCUCACAUUCAGUAUUCUACGUCAUCUGAGAUGACAGCUUCUGACAGGACACCCGCUUCGGGGGCAAACCUCCAGCCAGCCAACCGUGACAAGAAGCCCACUGAGCAGAAACCAAAAAAGAAGAAAGCAAAGGUGAUGGUGGAGGAAAGAGUAGAGGGGAAAAAGAAACCAAAAAAGAAGAAAGGAGGAUGUAUAGAGGAAUGUGGCGAGGAGGGGAAACGAAAGGUCGGGGACAGUCCCUGGGCGGAGGUUAACUGUCUGACAGGUGCCCUGGAGGAAUCGCUUGUGGUGAAGACAAAGAAGAAACCGAAGGAGCCUAAAGAGCCCAAGACUCCAAAAACACCCAAGACUCCCAAAGAGCCCAAGGAGAAGGCCAAGAGCACUACCCCCAAGGCCAAGAAGCCCAGAAGCACUAAGAAGGUGGAGUCAGCGGAGGGCAGUGGCAGCAGUGUGAAGGAGACUAAGAGGAAGAGGGACCCCUCGGUCAGCUCCGAUGUGGAGAAGUCACCCCCAGGCCCCUCCGAUGAGGACGACGACGACAUGGAAUCGGGAGAGAAAAUGGAAGUGGAAGAAUUCUAUGUGAAAUUCAAGAGCUUCUCCUACCUGCACUGUCGCUGGGCAGAUCUGGAGGAGCUGGAGAAGGACAAAAGGAUCCACCAGAAGGUCAAGCGGUUCAGGGCCAAGCAGGCCCUCCCCACCUUCGUGACAGAGCCUGUAAAGCUGUACCUGGUGAAGUGGUGUUCCCUGCCCUAUGAGGAUAUAACUUGGGAGCUGAAGGCCGACAUCGACCAGGCCAAGAUCGAUGAGUACGAGGCCGUGGCGGCCCGUCAGCCCGAGACCAAACGCGUGGAGCGACCUCCCACCGAAAACUGGCAGAAAUCCGAGAGUUCCAGGGAUUAUAUAAACGACAACGCACUCAGGGAAUACCAGCUGGAGGGAGUGAACUGGUUGCUCUUCAACUGGUACAAUACACGGAACUGCAUCCUAGCAGAUGAAAUGGGCCUGGGCAAGACCAUCCAGUCCAUCACAUUCCUCUAUGAGAUCUACCUGAAGGGGAUCCACGGGCCCUUCCUGGUCAUCGCCCCCCUCUCCACCAUUCCAAACUGGGAGCGGGAGUUCCGCACGUGGACCGAGCUCAACGUGAUCGUUUACCAUGGCAGCCAGGCCAGCCGCAAGACCAUACAGGCCUACGAAAUGAACUACCGCGACGUGCAGGGUCGUGUGAUAAAGGGAGCGUACAAAUUCCAUGCGGUCAUCACCACAUUUGAGAUGAUUCUGACAGACUGUCCGGAGCUGCGCAGCGUCCCGUGGCGCUGUGUGGUCAUCGACGAGGCUCACCGCCUCAAGAACAGGAACUGCAAACUGCUGGAGGGUCUCAAGAUGAUGGACAUGGAGCACAAGGUGCUGCUGACCGGGACGCCCCUGCAGAACACGGUGGAGGAGCUCUUCAGUCUGCUCAACUUCCUGGAACCGGAACGCUUCCCCUCGGAGAACACCUUCAUGCAGGAGUUUGGAGACCUCAAGACUGAGGAGCAGGUCCAGAAGCUGCAGGCCAUCCUGAAGCCCAUGAUGCUGCGACGUCUCAAGGAGGACGUGGAGAAGAACCUGGCCCCCAAGGAGGAGACCAUCAUUGAGGUGGAGCUGACCAACAUCCAGAAGAAGUACUACCGGGCCAUCCUGGAGAAGAACUUCUCCUUCCUGUCUAAAGGAGGACCGGGAGGAGGAGGUGGCGCAUGGGGAGGCGGAGGUGCACAGGUCCCCAACCUGCUCAACACCAUGAUGGAGCUGAGGAAGUGCUGCAACCACCCCUACCUCAUCAAUGGUGCAGAGGAGAAGAUCCUGGACGACUUCCGUGAGAACCACCAUGCCGAGAUGCCCCAAUUCCACCUACAGGCCAUGAUCCAGGCAGCGGGCAAGCUGGUGCUGAUCGACAAGCUGCUGCCCAAGCUGAAGGCCGGGGGACACAGGGUCCUCGUCUUCUCCCAGAUGGUGCGCUGCCUGGACAUCCUGGAGGACUACCUCAUCCAGAAACGGUACCCGUAUGAGCGUAUCGACGGCCGUGUGAGGGGUAACCUCCGGCAGGCUGCGAUCGACCGCUUCUCUCGUCCGGACUCUGACCGCUUUGUCUUCCUGCUGUGUACCCGGGCUGGAGGCCUGGGCAUCAACCUGACCGCUGCCGACACCUGCAUCAUCUUUGACUCGGAUUGGAACCCCCAGAAUGACUUACAGGCGCAAGCCAGAUGCCACAGGAUUGGCCAGAGCAAGGCAGUGAAGAUCUACAGGCUGAUCACCAGGAACUCCUAUGAGAGGGAGAUGUUUGACAAGGCCAGCCUCAAGCUGGGCCUCGACAAGGCUGUGCUGCAGUCCAUGAGUGGCCGAGAAAACGCAGCCAACGGGGUUCCACAGCUGUCUAAGAAGGAGGUGGAGGACCUCCUCCGUAAAGGAGCCUACGGAGCUCUGAUGGACGAGGAGGACGAGGGCUCGAAGUUCUGCGAAGAGGACAUUGACCAGAUCCUCCUGAGACGAACCCAGACCAUCACCAUUGAGUCCGAGGGCAAGGGGUCCACCUUCGCCAAGGCGAGUUUUGUGGCUGCUGGGAACAGGACGGACAUUUCCCUGGAGGACCCGGACUUCUGGCAGAAGUGGGCCAAGAAGGCAGAGCUCGACAUGGAAGCCAUCAAUGGACGGAACACCCUUGUGAUUGACACUCCGAGGGUGCGGAAGCAGACACGCCACUACAGCUCGAUGAAGGAGGACGAAUUGGCCGAGUUCUCCGAGCUGGAAAGUGACGGCGAGAACGAGAAGCCCUUGACCAAACCCAGGCGGCCCCAGGACCGAGCUCACGGGUACCCCCGCAGCGAGUGCUUCAGGGUGGAGAAGAACCUGCUGGUUUAUGGGUGGGGUCGCUGGGGAGACAUCCUGUCCCGCGGGCGUUUCAAGCGGCCCCUGCAGGAGCAAGACGUGGAGACCAUCUGCCGCGCCCUGCUGGCCUACUGCCUGCUGCACUACCGUGGCGACGAGAACAUCAAGCGCUUCAUCUGGGACCUCAUCACGCCCUCUGAGGACGGACAGAGCCGCACACUCACCAACCACUCCGGUCUGUCUACUCCAGUACCGCGGGGUCGUAAGGGGAAGAAGGGGAAACCAGCCCCGCCUGCCCCUCCCCAGCUUCCCAGGGCAGAGUGGCUGGCCAGCUGUAACCCUGACCUGCUACUGCAGGAGGACAGCUACAAGAGACACCUCAAACACCACUGUAACAAAGUUCUACUGAGGGUCCGUAUGCUCUACUAUCUGCGACAGGAAGUCAUCGGUGACCAAGCCGACCGGAUCCUAGAGGGAACAGACUCAAGUGAAAUGGAUAUCUGGAUCCCGCAGCCUUUCCACGCCGAGGUGCCCGCCGAUUGGUGGGACAGCAAGGCAGACAAAUCGCUGCUCAUCGGUGUCUUCAAACACGGCUAUGAGAAGUAUAACUCGAUGCGUGCCGACCCUGCGCUGUGUUUCUUGGAGCGGGUGGGCAUGCCCGACGCCAAGGCCAUCGCUGCAGAGCAGAGGGGGGCGGACAUGAUGGCAGAUGGUCCGGAGGGAGAGGAUGAAGACCCAGAGUACAAGCCUCUCCGCAUGACCUUUAAAGAUGAGAUGGAGGACUUCGCGAACUCACCCCUGGAUGACAAAGAGGAGACUGUGGACGUUGAGAGUGGUGAAUCUAAACCAGGUGAGAAUGUAGCAGGCAGCAGAGGGGCGGGUCGUCUGUACUGGCCGGCGGCCUCGGCCCUCACCGCUAGACUCCGCCGCCUCAUCACGGCCUACCAGCGCACGCACAAGAGGGAGCAGCUCCGCCAGGAAGCCAUGGCACGGCCCGACGGACGCCGCCGCCGCCAGCCCCGAGAACAUCUCUUCUCCAUGGUCACAGACGGAGGAGGGGCCUACGUGCAGGAGGACGGAGCAUUCAUGACAGAGGGAAGUCCUUAUAUGGCCAAGGGCGGCGCUUUUAUGCCUGAGACGACGGGGCUCCUGGCGGAAGGAGGGGCCGCCUUCAAAGAGAGGCGUCAGAGGUGGACCAGGCGUGAGGAAUCAGACUUCUACCGGGUUGUGUCCACGUUUGGUGUGAUCUAUGACACGGACCGCCAGCGCUUUGACUGGACCCAGUUCAGGGCCUUCGCCCGGCUGGACAAGAAAAGUGACGAGAGCCUGGAGAAAUACUACUUCUCCUUCGUGGCCAUGUGCAAGCGGGUGUGUCGCAUGCAGGUCAAGGCCAACACUGAGCUCCCAGACCCUACCCUGAUCAUCGACCCCAUCACGGAGGAACGCGCCUCACGCACCCUCUACCGCAUUGAGCUGCUGCGUCGCAUUCGCGAGCAGGUGCUGCCCAACUCCCUGCUAGGUGAGCGCCUGCGCCUCUGCCAGCCUAGCUCCGACCUGCCCGAGUGGUGGGACUGCGGCCGGCACGACUACGACCUCCUCCUGGGCGCCUCCAAGCACGGCGUGAGUCGCACUGACUACCACAUCCUCAACGACCCUGCGCUGGGCUUCCUGGAGGCCCACAGGAAGUUCACCAAGGGGGGAUUGGCUGGGGUGCCUCAGCCGCCCCGCGAUGGAGCUCUCUCUACUGCUUCUUCCUCUUCCACUGAGCAGGCUACAGCUACUGCUGGUGCUGAAAAAUCCUUACCUGUCCAAGAGGACGAAGAAGGGAAGGAGAUGAAAGAGGAAGGUAACGACAUUCCAUGUACUAAACCUGAGAAACCAGACGAAGGCAAGGAAGAAGAGAUGGAGGCGAAGAAGGAAGAGAAGGCCGGGUCUCCCAAGAAGGCGAAGAAGGAAGAGAAGGCCGGGUCUCCCAAGAAGGUGAAGGAGGAAGAGAAGGCCGGGUCUCCCAAGAAGGUGAAGGAGGAAGAGGAGGAAGACAAAGAGGAGGAAAUGGAGGUCAACGGCGACGCUGACGGAGAGACUUCCAAGGAGGCCAAACCCGAGAAGGGGUACAAAGCUCCCACUGAGGAGACCAAGGACCAGGACAAAAAGCUGGACUUCCAGGAGAAACCAGAGUCUCCUAAAGCAUCAGAAGAGCAGGGAACCAAGAAAGAAGAGAGAGAUGAGAAAGAAGGAAGCCCUGCCAAGUCUCCUAAACCAGUGGCUGAGAAAGGGCCCGAUGAGGAGAAGAUGGAGGAAGACGACAAGUCUGAGAAGUCCUCUCAAGCUGAAGCGGGCGCCACCUCAGAGCAGAAGAACUUUGACGAGGAGAGCAACGCCUCACUGAGCACCACGGCCAGAGACGAGACCCGCGACGGGUUCUGCCCCGAGGACGGAGAGCCCUCUGCCAUCCCGGCCCUCCAGGAGAGAACYACCUCAUCCUUCUGGCCCAAGGACCGUGUCAUGAUCAAUCGCAUGGACAACAUCUGCGAUGCGGUCAUCAAGGGCAAGUGGCCCGCCAACCGACGCCAGUUCUUCGACUUCCCGGGCCUGUUGCCUGGAUACCCCGGCCCCAUGACGUCUGAAAGCCCCAUGCCGAGGCAGAGCCUGGCCGAACUGUCGAUGGCAGCGGCCGUUCAGACCAGCUUCAGUGGCAGCGAGGACCUCACCCUCUCGCCCCAGGCUAAUGACGAUGCUCUGAGCAUAUCAUUGCCGAAGCAGCGUCGUCGCAGGCGGAGGAAGGUGGAGAUAGAGGCAGAGCGUGCGGCCAAGCGCAGGAACCUGAUGGAUAUGGUGGCCCAGCUCAGAGAGUCUCACGCUGCAGAGUCCCAGAGCCAGGCCAUGGAUCUUACCAAGGGUAUUCUGCACCAGCACCACAAGUCUUCAGCGCCCUCCCCGGCGAGCUACUCCAGCAGCAUGGUCUCACCUGCUGCCCUCAAGGCACAGAUGGAGCUUCUGCAGCCGGCCACACCUUCCAGACACAGGGCCAACUGCUCAUUGGCCGAGGCUGACCUGCCCACCAGGAGGAGGCGGGGCCGCAGGAAAAAUGUGGAGGGGCUGGAGCUGCUGUUCAUGAGAGGAGCCACGGAGGAUUCAGAGAGGACCAAAGCUUCAGUGGAGGGGUUGCAGAUGCCCCCACGUUCCCACCGCCACAACAUUCCCAGCACCUCCGCCUGUGUCCCCUCUGUCAGCGCUAUGGAGGACAGGGAGGCUGGUACCCCCUCUAACAAAGACCUGAGUGACUGGCUCAGACAGCACCCCACAUACACCAUGGACAUGCCUACUGCGUACACACCAAAGAGUGAGGAGACGCUCCUCUCCUCCCAGUUCCCCAAACCCAAGCAAAAGAGACACCGCUGCCGGAACCCCAACAAGAUCGACAUCAACACGCUCACCGGAGAAGAGAAGGUUCCCGUGAUCAACCGGAGAAACGGAAGAAAGAUGGGUGGUGCCAUGGCCCCUCCCAUGAAGGAUCUUCCCAGAUGGCUCCUGGAGAACUCAGAUUUUGCCGUCGCUCCAGACUGGACUGACAUUGUCAAGCAAUCGGGCUUCCUCCCUGAGGCCAUGUUCGACCGUCUCCUGACUGGGCCCUUGGUGCGUGAGGAGGGUGUCCGUCGUCGGGGAAGACGUCCCAAAUCGGAGAUCGCCAAGGCAGCAGCGGCCCAGGCUGCAUCCUCUGGGGGCCUUAACCCCCUGCUGAUAAACGGCUUGUUUGGAGGCAUGGACCUCACCAGCUUGCAGGGCCUACAGAGCCUCCAGAGUCUGCAGCUGCAGCUCAUGGGCUUCCCCGGCAUGGGGGGGGCUGACGCUAAACACGCCUCGGCCAUGCUGCCUCUCAUGCUGCCUGGCAUGGCUGGUAUGGGCGGUCUGCCCAACAUGUUUGGCCUGGGAGGCCUGUUCGCAAGCAACCUGGCUGCAGCCACGCCUGCUGCAGCCUCCAACGGCACCAACGACGAGGGCGAUUCAGACGAGACAUCGAAGAGAGACGCCAGGGAGGGUGGACAAGAGCAGGAUGAGGAGAAGGACGACACUGGGGAGGAGGCAGAGUCGAGCAAGGCUAAUGGGGAGGUCGUGGCUCUGAAUGUGGCUGCUGCCGCUAUGGCCGCCUCCGGCAUGUCAGCUACCUCACUGGCCUUCAAUCCCUUCCUGCUCUCCACCAUGGCCCCGGGGCUCUUUUCCCCCUACAUGUUCCUGCCCCCUGGUCUGGGAGGUCUCACCCUGCCUGGCUUCCCCCCCACUGCCCUGGCUGACCUGCAGAGUGCCAUGGCUGGAGCCAUGGGGGUUGCCUCUGGAGCUCAGGGCCAGGAGAAGGAGCCCGGCCAGGUUGCCCUGGACCGCCCUGCUGCCGCUACCGCAGACCCAGAGACUGCUGAUGACAGUGACUCAGCUGAGAGCCUGGAGAAGACUGCAGAGUCGUCUGCGCUAGAAGAUGAGGCCUCAGCAUUGGCAGAGGAAGCCGACUCACCGGAAGACCUGGAGGCCGAGGAGGAAGGAGAGGAUGCCCUUGAGGAAGAGAAGAGUGACUGAAUCGAACUGGCCUUUGACCCCCCCCCACCAAACUGAUAUCCAAACAUAUGAAUUUGUUUUUUAGUUUUUGUUUCUUUGACAGGUAAACAUUUUAAUCAGGGAGAGCAUAUGUAGCUAAAAGGCUCUUAAUGUAUUGUUAAUGGCAUAGUCAGGGAAAAAGCUAACUGAAGUAGAGUUUUGCGGAUGUUUUAAGGGUGUUAUUUUUGGUCUUUGUUCACUGAACGGUGCAUUCUAGAUGAAAUGGGAAAUUUCCUCAAAUAUUAUUAUAGGAAUUAAUCGUUCCAAUAGUGCUAUGCUGCUUUUCUGUUUCAUUUAUUAUUAAAUUUUUUGGUGGAUAUUGUGACAGUAAGUAGCAUCUCGUAACUCUCCAGUGGCGUACAAUUUAACGGCAUUAAGCGUCUGUCUAUAUGCUGCUGAUGAAAAGGAUCAUGGGUAAUUUAGAUUUUGCUGUUGUACUGUUCUGCUUUUAAGAGCAGGAUGAAGUUCUCACAAAUCAGAUGGCCUAAUAAUCUGACGUGGU
This is a messenger RNA of Salvelinus sp. IW2-2015, 10133 nucleotides long. The record is from RefSeq and is a predicted model, not a curated record. Lineage: Eukaryota; Metazoa; Chordata; Actinopteri; Salmoniformes; Salmonidae.